GUUAUGUUAGUUGGAGAUUCCGGAGUUGGAAAGACCUGCUUGCUGGUGCGCUUUAAGGAUGGAGCUUUUUUAGCAGGAAGCUUUAUUUCCACAGUGGGAAUUGAUUUCCGGAAUAAAGUGUUGAACGUUGACGGCGUGAAGGUCAAACUACAGAUUUGGGACACGGCAGGACAGGAAAGGUUCCGAAGUGUUACUCAUGCCUACUAUCGAGAUGCUCACGCUCUGCUUUUGCUGUAUGAUGUCACCAACAAAACAUCAUUUGACAACAUUCAGGCAUGGCUGACAGAGAUUCAUGAAUAUGCAACGCAAGACGUGGUGAUCAUGAUGCUGGGAAAUAAGGCUGAUGCAACUCAGGAGAGGGCAGUAAAGAAAGAGUCGGGAGAAAAGUUAGCAAAGGAAUACGGAGUGCCUUUCAUGGAAACAAGUGCCAAAACAGGCCUAAAUGUGGAGUUGGCAUUUAUAGCUAUUGCCAAAGAACUGAAACACAGGUCAAUGAAAUCACCAAGUGACCCUAAAUUCAAGCUUCAUGACUACGUGAAUUCAGAAAUGAAAGGUUCUGGUUGCUGCAAGUCCUAACUUACAUGACUCUUCUGCCAAUAACAUAUUUGUACAAGAAAAGACUGAUCAGUGUAAACAGCCAGGACAGUUUUUCUUGUGGUUUGCCAUCUCUUGUGUGAAGUCCUUGCAUGUCUGUACUUGUGUUUGUACAUUGACGGUGUUUAUCUUCUGAGGACACUUUCAGAGGAGAGUUUGUUCGGAGGAGAGGCUUAAAAACAAUAUACAAAGGUGUUAAUCAGGAUCUUAAUGACCAUAUUUAAUUGUUUACAUAAACAAAAUCUGCUUUUGCUGACGUAAAACAGUUUGUAGUCUGUAUGAAUAGGAAAACUGUUUUGCUAUGUAGAGAAGUUAAAUUAUUGUACAUUGAUGUCUGAUUAUUUUCAAUGAAUGUUGCGUAUAUUUUUCAUGGAAAUUCUUGACUGCUCUUUGUAAACAGUUUAGGUUUUGUUAAGAGAAUAAAGGAGAAUAUUCAUACAUAGGAAAUAAAUGAUGUUGGUCCCAGGGAAUUACAAUUUGACACCUUUGUGAAUCUUGCUGAUAAAACUGUAAAUUAUUUUUUAAAAAACGCUUAAUUGCAAAUGCAAAAUUGUCAGACAUCAUAUCAGAAUUGUAAGAAAUCAUUACAAUAUCUGUUUUUCAACUGAUCACAAGUAGUAACGGUGGCUAUGAUUGACUAGCCUAAUGUUGUGUCACAAAUGCUUUUGCAAAGAGUAAAGACCUGAAGUGUA
Messenger RNA from Callorhinchus milii (elephant shark), 1286 nucleotides. Its product is annotated as ras-related protein Rab-26. Gene Ontology annotation, cellular component: endosome; Golgi apparatus. Gene Ontology annotation, molecular function: GTPase activity; GTP binding. The record is from RefSeq and is a predicted model, not a curated record. NCBI's taxonomy places the organism in Eukaryota, Metazoa, Chordata, Chondrichthyes, Chimaeriformes, Callorhinchidae.